AUGUCCGGAACCAAGGAGGAGGACCGCAAAGGCUCGAGCGACUGGCGAGAAUUCUUCUGGAACCCGCGAACUCACGAGCUAAUGGGCCGGACCGCGUCGAGCUGGGGGCUGAUCCUGCUCUUCUACCUGGUCUUCUACCUGUUUCUGGCGGGGAUGUUUGUUCUUACCAUGUACAUCAUGCUGCUGACGCUUGACGACUACAAACCCACCUGGCAGGACCGCCUGGCCACUCCAGGGAUGAUGAUUCGUCCAAAGGGCGAUCAGCUGGAGAUCAGCUUCUCAGUGUCAGACACUGAGAGCUGGGACGGCUUCAUCCAAAACCUCAACACCUUCCUCUCUCCGUACAACGACAGCUAUCAGGUUCAGACCAAUGAUAACUGCCCUCCAGAUCAAUACUUCAUUCAAGAGGACAGUGGAGAGGUCAGGAACAAUCCCAAGCGUUCCUGUCAGUUUAAUCGGACGAUGUUGGGGGACUGUUCUGGGAUUAUGGAUCGUUUCUAUGGUUACAACAGAGGUCAGCCCUGCAUCCUCAUCAAACUGAACCGGGUGAUCGGUAUGUUACCAGGGAAGGACAGUCAGUCUCCUUAUGUCACCUGUGGAGCCAAGAGGGAGGAGAGUGAGAAGAUCGGACCUCUGGCAUAUUUUCCUCCUAACGGGACCUUCAACCUCAUGUACUAUCCGUACUACGGCAAAAAGGCUCAGGUGAACUACACUCAGCCGCUGGUGGCCGUGAAGUUCCUGAAUGCCUCUCUGAACACAGACAUCAACGUGGAGUGUAAAAUCAACUCCAACACUCUCGCUGACGGCAGUGAGCGAGAUAAGUUCGCCGGACGGGUUUCCUUCAAACUACGAAUCAACGACAAAUAGACACCUGUUCACACACACCUGUUCACACACACGUUAAAGCUGCACUCAUCCAGAAGGCUUCCCUUUAAAGCCUCAAAUGCACCACUUUUGUUUCCAUGUUCCAUCCCAGCUUCAUGCGUUCACUGACGGUCUGAAAUAUUAUUACGUAUUUGUCACCCCCGUAAACAUUUUGUUUUGUAUUUUCGCUGUGAUCCUCCGUACAGCAGCCUCAGUACAGCUUUAACUCAAAUACACUGACCUGAAACCAACCAAUCAGCAUGCACACACACUCUGAUGUCACUGCCACCAAGGAUGGACUGGAGAACGACUGGAGCAUCAUCAUCAUCAUCAUCAUCAUCAUCGAUGGGCAUGAAACGAAGACCAAAUUAUUGAUCACACCACUGAUGUGUUUACUGAUCAAUGCUUCUUUCACUGACUUGUAUUAAUUAAUUAAUUUAUUUAUUAUGUAUUGAUGAUGACUAUCAGUUUUUUUCUGUCAGUGUGGUCAUGACAGGAGUUCAGAUUACAGACAGUCCAGUAAUUCAGAUUGGCUCUUUUACAGGUUCCUGCACAUCCUGGAGAACCUGCCACAUCAGGAACCAGUUCAGGAACCAGUUUUAAACCACAGCAGCUUAGAAAGAUGACUAACAGUGACAUCACAAACCAGUUCAGGCUCAAACUGUUGUUCAGACCAAAACAGUCGAAGCAGGCAGCUGAAUCCACAGCCAAUCAGAUGCUAGCUUUAGUAACCAUGACAGGAGUGUUGGUGUGUGAUUUCAUAUAUUUUCUCAUUUUUGUCUUUGUUCCCAUUAGUUAGGCUCACUUAAUUAGAUGAUAAUUAGUGAAUAACACAAAGAGUUAGUGAACUUAGUUAACGAGUUAAUAAGUUAGGACAUCGUUAGUCAUUCUGUGUUUUUUUUGUUUACUGUUGAUUUGUUUGUUUAUUAUCGUCAUCAUGGGGCUGAGCAUGACAACCACACCAGGUCUCACACACAGUGUUCUCAUCUGUCAAUCACACUACUGUGACGGAAACGCCCCACCCACCUGUACUGCUCUCCACCAAUCGUCUUCCUUUAAAGAGCAGCCAGCCAAUAAAAUGGUCCUGCUGUAUGAUGUCAUAUAUUUUUGUGAGUGGUUGAUUUCUCCUGCCUGAAAAUAUCCUUGUGUUUACCAGACAAAAAAAAAAAAAA
Larimichthys crocea (large yellow croaker) is the source of this 2036-nucleotide messenger RNA. RefSeq names its product ATPase Na+/K+ transporting subunit beta 2a (gene atp1b2a). Gene Ontology annotation, molecular function: ATPase activator activity. Gene Ontology annotation, cellular component: sodium:potassium-exchanging ATPase complex. The transcript has 8 exons. The record is from RefSeq and is a predicted model, not a curated record. Gene Ontology annotation, biological process: potassium ion import across plasma membrane; intracellular potassium ion homeostasis; intracellular sodium ion homeostasis. Bases 1 to 867 code for a protein of 288 amino acids. NCBI's taxonomy places the organism in Eukaryota, Metazoa, Chordata, Actinopteri, Sciaenidae.